Crotalus tigris (Tiger rattlesnake) is the source of this 3578-nucleotide messenger RNA. Its product is annotated as zinc finger protein OZF-like. Gene Ontology annotation, biological process: regulation of DNA-templated transcription. The coding region runs from base 898 to 2142 and encodes 414 amino acids. The transcript is spliced from 2 exons. Gene Ontology annotation, molecular function: RNA polymerase II cis-regulatory region sequence-specific DNA binding; DNA-binding transcription factor activity, RNA polymerase II-specific. The record is from RefSeq and is a predicted model, not a curated record. NCBI's taxonomy places the organism in Eukaryota, Metazoa, Chordata, Lepidosauria, Squamata, Viperidae.
CAUUUCCCCUUUCACCGUAUCCACACUCCUUCUUCUCUACCUUCUUUCUCCCUUUCUUCUCUUCCCUACUUCCCUCUUCUUCCUCUCCUCUUCUCUUUCCUUCACUACUCUCCUCCCCUAAAGCACAAAUUCUAAGGACAUUUUGAGGCUGUUUUUUUGAGCAGGUUGUAGAAUAAGCUGAUGACGAGAAGGUUGCCUUGCAUAAUUUUAAAAUGCUUAUCCAAAGUAGCAUUGGGGUCCCAGGAAACCUGGAAUUCUUGUGGCCUUGCAGCCUCCAGAAAGCGUAAGAAAGAGCAGCCCUUUUCACACAUGCUCUGCCCCAUCUGACCUCUCUCAUCUUCCACUGAGAUUUCCUACUCACAAGUAUCCAUUGUUCCCUGUUGGACUUUUAUCUUGCUGGUUUCUUCUACGUUGGCUUAUCUUUUUGAAUCCGGAUUCUAUCUUCAUUAUUUUGUAUCCUCAACAAAUAAUCCUAUUUUCUCCUCCCACCUUCAAGUUAUUUACAGAUUAAAUUCAGCAUUACUGUCGGCAUCUGAGCUUUUUUCCUGUCUUUCUUCACGAGACGAGUGGAGGAUGUGGCCAACAGCUCCACAGAAGAAAAGGGACGUUCUCGGAUCGAGGGCCACAAAUCUUUCGCAGGGAUUCCAUUCUAGAGAAUUUGGAAAUCGUGGUCUGGAUGGAGAAGCAGCUUCCUGCACGAAGGGCCAAUCGGUCAGGCUGUGAAACCGGUCAGUGCGACAGUCAUCCCUGGCCUUGACUCAGAGGGGGAACAAGUGACCCAGAGACCUCUUAGUUGUAACUUUAAAGUGGAUAAAAUAUUUGUGACCAAGAUUCACCUGCAAGCCAACUAUCAACAGACGGUAGAAAAUCAGAGCAAAGCAACGGCUGCCAGAAAGGAUGGAGCCUGGAAAACUCUUGGAUCCCCCGUCAGACACAGGCAGCACUCCGGAAAACCACAAAAAAACCCAUGAAUGCUCAGAGUGUGGGAAAUCCUUUGCUCAACGGUCCCUCCUUUUGACCCACAGGAAGUUCCAUGUGGGAAGCGGAUCCAGUGAAGGUUUGGAGGGGGGGAAAUCCUUCUCUGGAAAAGACGCCAGAGAUCUUAGAAGCUCCCCCAGACUAAAGCCCUAUAAAUGUGAGGAAUGUGACUUAUGCUUUGGUCGAAAAUCACACCUUCUUAGACAUCAGAAAAUCCACACUGGAGAGAAAACUUACCAGUGUCUGGAAUGUGGGAAGUUUUUCUGUCGAAAAACCACUCUCAGAGACCACGAGACAAUUCACACCGGGGAGAAACCUUACAAGUGCUGGGAAUGCGGGAAGAGCUUUUCUCGGGAUGCAAAUCUUUGGCGCCAUGAGAAGAUUCAUGCAGGAAUAAAAUCUUACAAAUGCUUUGAGUGUGGAAAAUGUUUUGCCCACAACUCGGCUCUUUGGAGUCAUGAGAAAACGCACAGGGGGCAGAAAAAUGAAAAGUGCCUCGAAUGUGGGAAAUGUUUUACCUGGAAAUCAAACCUGGUGCAACAUCAGAGACUUCACACCGGAGAGAGACCCUAUGUAUGCCCAGAGUGUGAGAAACAAUUUAUGUAUUCUUCUGGACUUCGGAGACACCAGAAGAGGCACAAAGGAGAGAAACCCUAUCAAUGUGGGGAGUGUGGGAAAGGUUUUAUUUCGCCGGGGGAGUGUCAGGAUCAUGAGAGAAUCCACACGGGGGAGAAACCAUUCAAAUGUGGAGAGUGUGGGAAAUGCUUUACCCAAAAACAAAGCCUUGGAAGCCAUCACAGGGUCCAUACAGGAGCGAAGCCGUACAGAUGCACAGAAUGUGGAAAAUGUUUUGUUCAAAAGGGAGCCCUUUGGAUACAUCAUAAAACCCACACAGGGGAGAAGCCAUAUCGAUGCAUAGAAUGUGGAAAAUUUUAUCGUACCGUAUCAACCCUUACAAAUCAUAUGAAAAUUCACACCGGGGAAAAAAACCACAAAUGUUUAGACUGUGGGAGAGCAUUUGCUCGGGCAACUCUCCUCAGAAACCACAGCCGAAUUCAUACAGGAGAGAAGCCCCACAAAUGCUCGGAGUGUGAUAAAUGUUUUUCUCAAAAAAAUACUCUUUUGAAGCAUCAGCGAACCCACACUGGAGAAAAAAACAUAUAAAUGUCUGGAGUGUGGGAAAUGUUUUGCCCAGUCUUCAGCUCUUCACAGGCACACCAGAAGUCACACAGGGGAGUGGCCUUACAAGUGUGCAGAGUGUGAGAAUCCUUUUCCUUGUAAAUCAAAGCUAAAAAUACAUCAGAAAGUCCACAGCAGCGAUAAAACCCUUGAGUCACAAAGAAUGAGGGAAACAUCUUUUUCAAAAGUCACAUCUUAACCGUUCACCAGGAACUUUACACAGUCACAGAAGGGAAAUCGUACAGUUGUUUGGUGUGGGGAAAAUGCUUUUCCUAGUCAAGUAACCUUAAGUAUCAUAAUCAAGCAAAAGUGCAUAAAUGUUGGAGUGAGUUUUCGCUCACAAAGCAGCAGCAGUAGUAACUUACCAGAGUCAUUACACAAGACAAAAUAUUUACCAAUAUUAGGGGAGUCUAGUUAAUGUAUUACAGAGUCCUCGAUUUAUCAACUCAAUUGGGAAAGCGUUUGUUACACUCAUAACUGAAGGCACUCAUAUGACGAGACCUGAUUUUAUGAUUAUUUUUGUGCUCGUUAAGCAAAUCACUGCAGCGAUAAGUAUAAAGCCAUUCUUCCAAAUCUGGUGGUUGUUGUUUUUUUUCACUAAAAACUGCAAAAAAAAGUAUGGCAGAAAUUAGCAAAAGACACUGCAAAUCAUGAUCCCUUAGUUGCAAGAUAAUGCAACUGGUUAUUAAAGCCAGCCGGUUCCCAAGCGCCCAUAAUUUAGCCACGAAACCUUUGGGAACAGGGACACCAUUUUAAAAUAGCCAGAAUUUUUUUAUGGGCCAUUAAGGCUUGUGGUAAUUUUCCAACGGUGGUUCUGUGAUGUCAUAGUCCAGGACUAUCAAAUGAAAUCUGGAUAAACUUUGGAGGACUCACAAAAGGGGGUCAUUGUUGAAAUGCUUGGAAUACUGUAAAAUACUGACCUCAUUGAGACCUUUGGAGGCCCCAAAGAAUCCACAAGAAAUGAAACUGUGCAUUUGGUGUGUGGGAAAUAUUUUUCUGGAAUAUCUACCUGGGUCUGCAGGUAUAAAGGCCCUUAAGAGAAACCCUCCAUGUGCUCGGACUACUGGACACUUUCCGGGUGACAAACCACAUCAGAUCUUGGUGUGUGGAAAAUCUGUUCCUUGAACUGUUCUCAUAUAUUUGUGAGUCCGCACAGAAAGGAGCCUUAGAAAUCGUUGUAGCAUAGAAAAAGUUUUAUCUUGAAAUCCUGUUUUUUUUUUUAAUUCAGUCCAUUGUGGAGCCUUAAUAAAAGGAUUUUCACUAUCCUACAGCAUGUUGUUAAUUUCUCCAGAGUGCCUUCUUCCUCCAUUGUUCACCACAGUGGUGAAUAAUGCUGAGGGUUUAGCUGACUUCCUGGGCUGAAAGGGAAUUAUAGUUUAAGGUCCCCCCUCUGACUCUGGGGCAUCAAAGCUCCAAAGCAU